Messenger RNA from Monascus purpureus, 1755 nucleotides. NCBI's taxonomy places the organism in Eukaryota, Fungi, Ascomycota, Eurotiomycetes, Eurotiales, Aspergillaceae. The record is from the annotation of a GenBank genome assembly.
AUGGAUGGUUGCGUACCGCGGCUGGAUGGACGUAGACCUGCUUUUGGUGGGCCUUCUCAACGACGACUCGUCAGCGAGCCGUGGGCUAGUCCCAAUCUAGCCGGGCUGAACGGUAGUCAACCUCGCUCUCUUGGCCAGAGAAGUGUCUCUGAGAGCAUAUCUCGGUAUCUUGAACUGGGAUCCAAGCAGGUCGGGGCAGAGGCCUCGUCAGAACUUCUCCCAGAGCCUAUCAACUGGCGCGUCCAGGAGGCUGCUGUCUCGGUUGACGACGCGUCUCUGAGAGAUAACACCCUUGGCUCAGACCGUAAAGUCUUUGUAUGCAGUGUUUGUAGACGAACUGAGAUCGUAAGACGAAACACUCGGCCGUCUCCAGAAGAUCAAGAGGAGGAACUUCCGGUUUCUGAAAUACAUCUUUCAGGUAGUUCUUGGGGUCGUGCUGUCCAAGAGUUAGAAAGUUAUCUUGCUGAAAUAACUAACCAUCCUGUUUCGGUCCCUUACCCUGAGGAGGAGGAUUGCCCAUACGACUAUUCAGACGAGCUUCCCGCUGCUUUUGAUUUCUUGCAGGAACCUCUUAACUUCCCCGGUGAAUUGCUAAGGAAGAGCAGAUUAGGUACAGACACACCGUCGUGUUAUCUGAGCUCCACCUCCGACGGGAGACGAAGAGUGACCUGGUCUAACGACUGUCAGGAACCCUCUAUUGCUCCUCUCAGACGAGGAGACUCGUUUAUAUACUCCCAUCCAAAGAGGGGCGAACGAGAAUUGCAGCUGGACGAUAGGUAUUUUGAAAGUUUCGGUGGAGAUUGUGCAUCAGAGAGUGAGUGGUCUCAGAUCCCCCUUGAGCGCCCUGAUGGCUGUCCUGAACUGGCGCUCCCGCGCAACAUCGCGCUAUCCGAAAUCCACCUCCCUCCCCCUUCUGCCCCUCCUCACAUCUCCCUGCAAUACCACACUUCGUGUCCCGUUCCACCUCCUGCCCCCUCACCAGUCCUUAGCCCCCGCCGGCACCAUUCUAACACCUACACUGGACUGGGCCCUAAAAAAAGACGCAGAAGCAGGUCCCUUAGGAUCACUUCUGGCGGUAUAACCUCUGCCAUAAAGAGUAUCUUUCAUGAUAGCCCCAUCAACUCGUUCAAGAGGAGCGCAGGUAGUGGUGACUUGGGGUCCCUCAACCCUGCUGACAUAGCGCACAAUUUCAGGUUCGAAGCAGUACCACGCCGGAAGAAUACGUCUCAAUCUAAAUCCAGAAAGUACCCCAGGAGGCUCUAUUCUUCGGAUCAGAUCCAUUUGAGACAGUCAGGAUUCCCCAUAGAGCAUUGGCUGGAACCCGGUUCUGACAGCGAUCCAGGUACUCGUGAGGAACCCACUUCCGUUUCCGUGGAGACCCCGGCGACCCCCGUCGUUCCCCCCAACCAUCCCCCCUAUUUACGUUUUACCCCCUCUGUCUUAUACGACCGGCAAACCUCUCUUGGGGCCUCUGAUCUGAGUGUUCCUCGAGACGAGGUUCCAGCUCCCAAGGCGAGUGGAAGUCGACCCAUGUUCCCGUCCACUUCUCGAGAAACCCCCCCUUCAGCUAUCGAUGAGGAUUGCGACAGCAACGCCAUGAACUCCGAUCGUGCCUCUGGGUUUCUCAACCCUGCGACGGCAAUGGCCGCCGUCACCAGACACAAGGCAGAAGCAAUAAAGCUAGCCAAGGAGCAAGGUUCCGCAGUUAGGGAAAUGUGUCGUCGCAGCAAGAUAGAUCCCCCCUUACGAGUUUGA